This is a messenger RNA of Tripterygium wilfordii, 1846 nucleotides long. RefSeq names its product transmembrane protein 184A-like. The record is from RefSeq and is a predicted model, not a curated record. The transcript is spliced from 7 exons. Gene Ontology annotation, molecular function: transporter activity. Gene Ontology annotation, biological process: transport. Lineage: Eukaryota; Viridiplantae; Streptophyta; Magnoliopsida; Celastrales; Celastraceae. The coding region runs from base 195 to 1451 and encodes 418 amino acids.
AAGAUGAAUAGAAUCAAGUUAGGGCACAAAGCCCGCUGAAGAAGGCGACACCAGAGGACGGAGACGAUCGCACCAGAGUAGAAAUCGAAGGUUGACGCAGCGGAACCAACCAGCAAUCUUGUCAGUCACCCUUUCAAUACCGUUGAAGGGUGCUUCAGCUUUUCCUCAGCAACUUCUGGUAACAAAAGGGGGAAAUGGCGCCGAUCUUCUUUAUCAUCGUGGCUUUUUUUUGCACUAUCGGUUCCAUUGCUUUGGCUAUUUUCCACAUUUACCGGCACCUAUUGAAUUACACGGAGCCUACUUACCAGAGAUUCAUUGUGCGCAUCAUCUUUAUGGUCCCGGUAUAUGCAUUGAUGUCUUUUUUGUCCCUUGUUUUGCCGAAGAGCUCAAUAUAUUUCAACUCCAUCCGCGAAAUUUAUGAAGCUUGGGUCAUAUACAAUUUUCUGUCAUUGUGCCUGGCAUGGGUUGGUGGCCCUGGAGCAGUCGUGCUAAGCUUAAGUGGUCGGAUUCUCAAGCCUUCCUUGUGUUUGAUGACAUGUUGCUUUCCUCCCAUUCCACUUGAUGGGCGUUUUAUACGCAGGUGCAAACAGGGGUGUUUGCAGUUUGUGAUUUUGAAGCCCGUCUUAGUUGCAGUUACGCUCAUACUAUAUGCAAAAGGGGAAUACAAAGAUGGAAAUUUCAGCCCCAAACAAGCAUAUCUGUAUCUUACCAUCAUCUAUACAAUGUCUUACACAAUGGCUCUAUACGCUUUGGCAUUGUUUUAUGUGGCAUGCAAAGAUCUGCUUCGACCAUUCAAUCCUGUUCCAAAGUUCAUUAUAAUUAAAUCAGUGGUGUUCCUUACUUAUUGGCAGGGUGUGCUGAUUUUUCUUGCUGCAAAAUCUGGAUUCAUAAAUGAUACUGAUGAAGCUGCUGAGUUUCAAAAUUUCGUAAUAUGUGUUGAGAUGCUUAUUGCUGCUGUCGGUCAUCUUUAUGCAUUCCCCUAUAAAGAGUAUGCUGGUGCAAACAUUGGCGGGUCUCGUGGUUUGACGAGAAGCCUUGCACAUGCCUUAAAGUUGAACGACUUUUACCAUGACACUGUCCAUCAGUUUGCACCUACUUAUCACGAUUAUGUGCUCUACAACCACAGCGAGGGUGAUGAGGGAACAAGGAAGUACCGGUCUCGUACCUUUGUGCCAACUGGCCAGGAGAUGGAUGCUGUAAGGAGAAACAAACACGUUUUUGGAAACAAGAUGGAUGACAUUCAACACUCCAGUCUCUCAUCGUCUGGUACAAGCACUCCUACAAAUCCUGGCACACUGCCUAAUUCUGUGCAUACUGAUGUUAUGAAAUCUUCUCUUCUUGUGGAUACAUCAAAUUCUAUUUCUGUACCAUACGACAUGUCACUUAUUGAUGUGGACAUUUCCAGUUACCCUGCAAAAGUUCCUGCAGCAAAUGAAACUGGGAGUAGAUGACAAUUGACAAUAAUGCCGAAAAUGAUGCAAACAGGUAAGAAGAGUGUCCUCACUGAACUAGAAGUGUCAGAUGUUGGUUCUGCUCUGCGAGAGCCUUUGAUGCAUAUGAUUGUGUGCUGAUAUUGGUGUUGUUAUAUUAAAGAGUGUUGAGCCCUCAGUCCUCUCUUGUUUCUCCAGUUUCAAGCAAUUGUUGUUGGUAGUCAGCUCCCAACGGAAACUAUUUAGUGGCCUAUGUUGAUUUGAAACAUUUUACUGCCCUGUUUGCAACAGAAACGUCAUAGCGCCAAACAUGAAAUUGGGUUUUUGAUAUGUUGCUUAGUGCCUGUAUAUUUUGAAGAUGAUAUUGUUCAACAGAUUCCCUUGGUUUAUGACUCAGCAGCUUCAUUUGUAUCUAA